This is a messenger RNA of Sporothrix brasiliensis 5110, 1701 nucleotides long. RefSeq lists its product as uncharacterized. Lineage: Eukaryota; Fungi; Ascomycota; Sordariomycetes; Ophiostomatales; Ophiostomataceae. The coding region runs from base 1 to 1701 and encodes 566 amino acids. Gene Ontology annotation, cellular component: fungal-type vacuole membrane. The record is from RefSeq and is a predicted model, not a curated record. Gene Ontology annotation, molecular function: transmembrane transporter activity. The transcript has 2 exons. Gene Ontology annotation, biological process: transmembrane transport.
AUGAACAUUGAGCUCGACAACAUUCGCUCGCCCGAGCCGGCCGCCACCAGCAGGCUGGGCGGCGCUCACACUGCGCCUUUGUUUCGGUCCAUCCGCCAAAAGAGCAGCGCCGUGGUCCACCGCUUGAGCUACCGCAACGUACGGCCUGCUGCGUCACGAGGCCGCGAUGACGGUGACGCCAACAAUGCCGCUUCGCCCUCGCCGUCGUCACCGGCCCACGUCACCUACGGCCGCCGCACCGUGCCGCCGCCCGACCGGGGCCGGGGCGCCUAUCUCGUGCUGGCCGCGUGCUCGCUGGCACAGGCGCCCAUAUGGGGCUACUCCCUCUCGUUUGGCGUCUUCCGUCAGUACUAUGCCACCCACAGCCUCGUCGACGCCUCCCCCGGCAGCGUCACCUCCAUCGGCACCUCCCAGACGGGCGUCAUGUACCUCGCCGUCCCCGUCGUCAUGGCCGCCCUGACGCGUUUCCCCCGUCUCCGGCCCUGGUGCGGGCCGCUGGGUCUCGUCGUGUCCGUCGCCAGCAUCGCUGGUUCGUCCGCGCCCGGCGCCAGCGCGAGCUCCUCGGCGGCCGCGCUCAUCGCCACACAGGGUGUGCUGUAUGCGCUGGGCUGUGCGCUGCUGUUUGGCGCCGCAUCGCUGAGCCUGGACGACUGGUUCCUUGAGCGCAAAGGGUUUGCAUACGGCGUCAUGUGGGCGGCCAAGAGCACCGUGGGCGGGGGCAUGCCGCUCCUGGUGGCCGUGCUUCUCGAGCGGUACGGCGUCGAGACGACGCUGCGGGGCUGGGCCGUGGCGUCGGCGGUCAUGGCAGCGCCUGUGCUGCUGUUCCUGCGCCCACGCGUUCCGGAAGGUGUUUCGUCUGCGGACGCGAUCGGCAGGGACGAUGAGAACGAGCACAACGGAGACGGUGCCAACGACCACAGCAACGACGACGAGAGUACCGGCUCCCACCGGCCGUCUGCCGUCGGCGCCCCCACCACCAGCACCACCACCACCCUUGCCUCCUCGCUGGUCUUCUUCCGCCGGCCCCUCUUUUGGAUGCUCAUGGUCGGCAACAUGAUCCAGUCCCUCGGCUACCAGAUGCCCAACACUUACCUCUCCGCCUAUGCCGUCGCGCUCGGCCUCGAGCAGUCCACCACGCUCGCCACCUACGCGGGGCCGCUCCUUCUCGCACUCUUUUCCGUCGCCUCCGUCCCGGGCACCAUGGUCAUGGGCAUGCUCGGCGACCGGAUGCCCGCCACCACUGUCGUGCUCAUCUCGUCGGCCGGCUCCGCCGUGUCCGUCUUUGCUCUUUGGUAUGUCAGCGACCUGGCCAGCGUCCACGGCAACCCGCUGGCCCUUCUGAUUGCGUUUGCGCUGGCCUACGGAUUUUUCGCCGGCGGCUUCUCGUCGACCUGGUCGGCCGUGCUGCACGACAUGAAGCGGCGCGACGAGACGGCCAACACGGGCCUCGUCUUUGGCAUGCUCAUGGGCGGCCGCGGCCUGGGGUUUGUCCUCAGCGGACCCAUCAGCGGCGCACUGCUGGCGGCCGGUUCGGCCGGUGGCCCCUCCAAAACGAGCGUUGUCGUGGGCGAGUACGCGCCGCUGAUUCUGUGCACGGGCACGACGGCGAUCUUGGGUGCGUGGGGCUCGCUGUGGUCGCUGGGGCGGCCGUGCCGGCGUCUGGCCCGGCGAUUGGUGGUUCUCGUUCGUGGGCGGAGUUAA